AUGGCGCGCCAACUGUUUGAUGAAAUGUCUGAAAGGAAUGUGAUCUCAUGGACUGCGAUGGUUUUUGGAUACACAAAAUUUGGGAGAAUGGGUGAAGCUGUUCUAUUGUUUGAUAAUAUGCCGGUGAGGGAUCCGCCGUCUUGGAAUGCCAUGAUCGCGGGUUUUGCGCAGAAUGGUAUGUUCGGGGACGCCGUGUCGAUGUUUAGGAGGAUGGUGGUCGAGGGCUAUAGACCGAAUGAGACCACCGUGGUGUGUACACUGUCAGCAUGUGGUCAUCUGGGGACUCUGCAGAUUGGGGAAUGGGUUCAUGGUUUUGUUCACAAGAGCGGCAUCGGCAGCAGUUGUUUUGUGGGCAAUGCGCUUAUAGACAUGUAUGGCAAGUGUGGGAGUUUGAAAGAGGCUCGCAGCGUCUUUGAUUUCUUGAGCCUAAGAAGCAUAGCAUCUUGGAACUCGCUUGUUAAUGGACUUGCACUUCAUGGGUACAGCAGUGACGCCAUUGCUGUGUUUAGAGAGAUGCUGCAGACAGGGGCCAAGCCAGACGAGAUAACAUUUGUUGGGGUGCUGAAUGCUUGUGUUCAUGGAGGAAUGGUUAAUGAAGGGUGGGAAUUCUUUUUGAGUAUAAACAGGGAUUAUGGGAUUAAGCUCCAGAUUCAACACUAUGGCUGCAUAGUGGAUCUACUUGGCCGUGCUGGUAAACUCGAAGAAGCAGUGGAGGUAAUAAAGAAUAUGGAGGUGGAACCAGAUGAAGUGGUGUGGGGUGCAUUGUUGAGUGGCUGCAGAGUUCAUGGAAACCGGAGCUUGGCUGAUUACUCUGCAACCCAGUUGCUUGACCUUGAUCCCCAAAAUGCAGCGUAUCUUUUGCUGCUCGCUAACAUGUAUAGUGAAUCUGGGAGGUGGGAAGAUGUUGGGAAGACCAGGAAAAUGAUUCGGGAGAGAGGUGUGCUGAAAACUCCAGGUUGCAGUUGGAUUGAAAUUGAAAACAUAGUUCAUGAGUUCUACUCUGCAGAUAAGCAGCAUCCACAGGCUGGCGAAAUCUGCGAGGCAUUGGAAAGUUUGCUUCUGUUCUCAAAGGAUCUCGGCAAUUACAUCGACAUGAAUUCAUUGAAUUGUGAUUCAACUUGA
Messenger RNA from Nymphaea colorata (pocket water lily), 1122 nucleotides. RefSeq names its product pentatricopeptide repeat-containing protein At1g33350. Gene Ontology annotation, biological process: RNA modification. Lineage: Eukaryota; Viridiplantae; Streptophyta; Magnoliopsida; Nymphaeales; Nymphaeaceae. The transcript has a single exon. Gene Ontology annotation, molecular function: protein binding; RNA binding. The record is from RefSeq and is a predicted model, not a curated record. The coding region runs from base 1 to 1122 and encodes 373 amino acids.